UCUCUGUGAGCCAAGUAUCUGUGUAGCUUCUGUUUACUGACAGAAGUUAAUCCAAUUUAAACUGUUUCUCAGUUUAGAGAAGCACAUGAUAAUCUUGUGAUUUCUUGCUUUUUUUUCUUCUUUUAUGUUUUUCGGUCACUGGACCCAUUGCCAUUGUGAAUCGAGCUUGAAGUUGUUGAUGCAGUUUGGAGCAAAAUGCAUUUAUUCCACUGGGUGGUUGCAGUUUUCCUAGUCGGCUCAUCUGGGCUGUGUUGUGAGGGAUUUCUCCACGCACAGUGCAAAGUAGAAUGGUACUUUGGGAUACCAUGUCAAGUGGUUUAUGAAUCCCUGGUUUCACAGAUUAAGAAAUGGAGAACAAUGUCUGGCUGCACCAUGGGAGGACAAAAGUGCCUGUACAAGCUGCAGUCUGCCUCUGUCCACUUCAUAGCUGCCAAGCACACUACUCCGUUUACGAGUUAUGUGGACAUCCUCAACUUCCGUCUGGUCUCGUAUCACUUCUUCACUUCCUGUCAUGUUACGGCCAUGUCCAUCUCCCAGAACUGGUAUGCCAUUAAAGACCAUGGCACCAACUACUGUAACCUCUACAACCUCAUGGAAGGAAGUGGCCUAACUGAAUCCAGGGGGUAUAAAGAGGUGACCAGUGACUUCAUGUGCACCCAACGCUCCUCUGCCAACUGUACCGUCUACUGACUGAUAUUUCCAAGAGCACAGAAUAUUACAUUGCCGUAUAACAUAUGAUAACCUUGACAUCACCCGCUUGCUAUUAUGUAUUUCGGUGUUUAGUGUGUACAUAGUUUUUGCACCCUUCAGAAUGUUCUACAUUUCUGCAUAAAAAUGCCUCAAGACAUGUGAGUGUUUUUGAGUCCUUGAACCCUGAAAGUAGACAAAGACAACCCAAUAAAACAAAUGAAACUGGAAUAUUCUAUUUCUGCAUUUGUUUAUUCAAGAAAACUAAUUAUUUGUACAUAUGUGUCAGUUGUAAAAGUGGUGAACCCCUGCCUUCAUUGUCUGGUGUGACCCUCUUUUGCAGUAGUAACGUCAGACAGACAUUUCCAGUAGCAUCUGAUCAGUUGUCUGCGGAUGCUGGGAGAAAUAAUAACUCCUCAUUGCAGAACCACUUCAACAUUUCUAUUUCAUUUGUUUGACUGGCAUGUCUUUGUCUACUUUCGGGCCUUGUGUGAAACGUUAAAAAUUGUGAAGGGCACAAAAAAGUGUCACUGUGUAUAUAUACACAAUACAAUACCCGAUAUCUACACAGUAUACCGUUAUAUCAGUUUAUCACUACUGCAUUUAACUGGUUGAAGCGUAAAAUAAGUUGUGAUCAUAAAAACACAGCUAGAUUCAUCAUAUUUUAUAAUUAUGUAUAUAUUAUGUUUUGAUGUACAAAUAUUAGUGCAUAUUUAUUGUACGAGCAAAUAAAAUUAAAAUGUUUGUCACUCUCA
This is a messenger RNA of Mugil cephalus (flathead mullet), 1442 nucleotides long. RefSeq lists its product as uncharacterized. The coding region runs from base 196 to 690 and encodes 164 amino acids. The record is from RefSeq and is a predicted model, not a curated record. The transcript is spliced from 5 exons. Lineage: Eukaryota; Metazoa; Chordata; Actinopteri; Mugiliformes; Mugilidae.